UGAAGUUGUACAAAUUAUAAUGCUACAGAAAGAAGUCUAAAGAGAAGAAACAAGUCAUUUUGUUUCAAACUUCAGACAGGAAAUUUGAUAUGCAGAACAACUUACAUUUUGGCUUGUAAAUGUUGAUCAUGGGGUGAUCCAGAAAUAAACUCCAGACUUCAAAGCAAGAGAAAGUUCAAAGCUGCUCUGCAUUUUAUCAACACAGAGAGACAGGAGAGCAAUGCAUCCAAAAGGGAAUAUUCUGAUUUAAUAGUCCAUGAAAAUAUAAUUCUGCAGUAAACAACUUUCUACAAAUUACAAGUGCCUGGAAACUGGGGAGUGAAGUAUUGCUUGAGUGACAGCAGAGUCCAUGUGAUCUACCCAUGAUGAGGUAUGUGACCUGUAUUUAUAUGCAUUCCAGGGGUAUUUUUAACCAUCCCUUCUGACUUACAAGAAAAAGGAAAAUGACAACGCACGUUACCGUACCAAGAGCAGGCACAAUUGGACAUGAGGAAUACAGCCUCUACAGCAGCAUGAGUGAGGAGGAACUUAUUGAGAUGGCCAUUCAUCAGAGUUUGACAGAAGACCCUGCUGAGCAAAUAGCUGCACAGAAGACGGUUACUGCUGCACCACCACCCUGUGAACCCUACUGUCAGAACUUCUACCUUUAUCCUUGGGAAAGGCGUGCUGCACAGUCCGGAGGCCAGACUUCAGCAUCCGGUUCAGGAGUCAGGCGGAGGUACGAUGGCAGCUUCUUCAUCUUACCCCAGGCUGAAGUGCUGGAUCCUGUGAUCCAGGUGAUCAAGGAAGGAGAUGAAACAGCACUGCACAACAUGAUACAGGCAGGAAAAAACCUUGCACAGCCUAACAAAGAUGGAUGGUUGCCACUCCAUGAAGCUGCUUAUUAUGGACAAGAGAACUGCUUGAAACUGCUGCAUGGAUCUUUCCCUGGGACAAUUGAUCAACGUACACUUCAGGAAGAAACAGCACUCUAUUUAGCAACAAACAGAGGGAAUAUUGAUUGCAUGCGUUCAUUGCUCCAGGCUGGAGCAGAACCUGAUAUUGCAAACAAAGCCAGGGAGACCCCACUUUAUAAGGCCUGUGAACGCAAAAAUGCUGAAGCUGUGCAGAUGUUAUUGCAGUACAAUGCUGAUGUGAACCAUCGCUGCAAUCGUGGAUGGACAGCCCUUCAUGAAGCUGUUGCUCGAAAUGAUUUAGAAAUAAUAGAACUUUUAAUUCAAGGAGGUGCCAAGGUUGAAACUGCAAACUGUUAUGGAAUUAGCUCUUUAUUUGUAGCAGCUGAGAGUGGCCACUUAGAAGCCUUGAGAUACCUGGCAAAAUGUGGUGCUGAUAUCAAUACCCAAGCUAGUGACAAAGCUUCAGCUCUCUAUGAAGCUUCUAAAAAUGGACAUGAGAAGAUUGUGGAAUUUCUCUUGUCUCAAGGUGCUGAUGCUAACAAAACCAAUAAGGAUGGGUUCUUACCAAUUCAUAUGGCCUCCAAAAAGGGCUAUUAUGAGAUUGUGAAAAUGCUACUCCCAGUAACAAGUCGUACUCGCAUCAAGCGUAGUGGCAUCAGCCCUCUACAUUUGGCAGCUGAGCGCAACCACGAUGAUGUCUUGGAAGAGCUGAUUGAUGCUGGCUUUGAUGUAAAUGCCACACUUUCUUUUGAGCGUUCCCGACUCUAUGAGGAUAGGCGUACCAGUGUCCUCUAUUUUUCAGUCUUCAACAACAAUGUAUAUGCCACUGAGCUGCUGCUUGAGGCUGGCGCUGAUCCCAACGUUGACCUUAUCAAUCCAUUGCUCAUCUCCAUCCGCCAUGGCUGUUUGAAGACAAUGAAACUGCUUCUUGAUUACGGAGCUAAUAUUAAUGCCUACGUUGCCUCUCACCCUACAACUUUUCCUGCUACUGUAAUGUUUUCAAUGAAGUAUCUUGCCGUGCUGAAAUUUUUGAUGGACAUGGGCUGUGAUGCCAACUCUUGCUUUACGUGUUGUUAUGGGUGUGGCCCACAUCCACCUAUUGAUGUUAGGAGGGAAAGGUAUAGUGAUCCUGCAGUGAAUAAUGAAAACAAAAUUGUACAGUUUUGUGAAAUGGUUUCAGCCCCAGAGAUGAGUCGUUGGGCAGGCCCUAUUAUAGAUGUUCUUUUGGAUUAUGUGGGCAACGUGCAGCUUUGUUCCCGGUUGAAGGAACACAUUGACAGUUAUGAAGAUUGGUCCAACAUUAAAGUUAAAGCAGAGCCACCAAGGCCACUUGCACACCUUUGUCGAAUAAAAAUUCGAAUUGUGAUAGGAAAAAACCGUCUUUCACUUAUUGAGACUUUACCUUUGCCAAGAAGACUAAUUCACUAUUUACAAUAUGAUUAUAGCCAGUGAUCUCAAGUAAACCUGACAAUCAUGGAGUGAUAAUCAUAUGUAUUAUAGAGCGAGCUGCCAGAUGGAAACAGAUUGAUAUGAUGGAACAGAAAAAUUGUAAGAAGAAAAACAAUAAGGAUUUCUGCAAGUUAAAUCUCAGAACAAAUGCAACGGCAUUUAGAGUAUGGGAAAGGGCUGAAAAAAUGAGAAUAAAGCACUCGGCAAAUAGUAUAAGGGAUAUUAUGCUAUCUUACACUCUUAGUAUCUCAACAUUUAGUACAAAAUGCAGGUAGGGUAAAAUGUAGAUUGUAAUCUACCAAUAAAUCUCCAGGUGAUCCGCAUGUCACCAAGAACUUCCAAUUCUCCCUGGUUUAAUAAUGGUGACAGAAAACCUUUUUCCUCCUUAAUUAAACUACUAAAAUAAAUGUUUAAAAGCUUGGAAGAAAAUAGGAGAUUUUAUGAUGUGAAAGAAUAUAAGCACAAACUCCAGUUCUAUUACCAAAAAGAAAUUCCUGAUCUGGGCAUGUGUCCAGUAGUUUUAAAUUUGCCUUCUUAAGUUGUUAUUUUGUACUUGAUUCUGGUUGACGGACCUCACAAUUCUAGUGAAAAAUAAACAUGCAUAUUGUAGGCCUAAAUUAUUCACAACCAGAUAUAAGGAAGAGGUAGCAAAAGUUGUAUCUCUCCAUAUAGGUAAAUGCAAUGAAUUAUGCAGAUGAUCACACUGUAAUCAUUCAUAGUGAUAUCAAUCAACUCUUUUUUGGUUGCAGCAAUUAUAAAUAUUGCUGCCAACUGUAUAAUAUGCUGGAUUUUGUGUCUGGUGACAUAACUGAUCAUUGUGUUAAUAGGCAUUAGCAAGUUUACUCAUUCAUAUGGAUAACAAAUAUAUUUUGUCAAUAGUCAUGUAACAAAACCAUCUUGAUGCAAUGCAAAGAUUAAAAGAAGUCCAAUAAUGAUUAAAUCAGCAUAACGUUUUAGUUUUGGGAUUGUAUUUUAUUUUUACUUCAGUUUGCUGAAUUUACCAAUGUUUGACUGUUCUAUUCUACGUCACCAUAGUUUCAUGUUUUCCCAUCUAAUUUAACAUGUAUUUGCCGUUUAUUCUUAUUUAAAAAAAUAUUUAACAUUAUUUUCUUGUUCCUGGUUAAGCAGUUUUGCAAAUACUGGAUUUCAAGAAAUGAAAGAUAUUGAAGAAUUUAAUUUACCAGAAAUAAGAAUACAACAUUUAACUCAGAUGUAUAGAUCUGUAUCAUAUUAUAUAGAUAUAUGAACAUACAUUAGUUAUGAGGAUUAAUGUGACUGAAACCCAUGGUAUUUAACAUUAUUUUAGCAGCAUUGAAGGGGAGAGUAGGUUCAAAUCCUGUGUUGUUUCAGAAAGACUUCAGGAGAAAAUUCUUGAUCUGCUAUUGAUGAAAAACAAUAAUAGUGAGUUACAUCAUUGCAAAGCCACUAGGUUAAUUUCAGAACAAGUAAUUUAGUUUAACAAGGUUAUGAAUUGAAAAUCUUAUUGCUUAAUUAGAUUAUGUAUAACAAUUUAGGCUUUCAUUAGAAUAGUCUUAAUGCCCAAUGAUCUAUACCUAAGCAAUGACUUAGCAGCACUAUAAUUUUUAAAUAAAACUUUGGUUUGGGGGCAUUGUAUACUUUUAGAGAAAUAAUUUAGUGGCAUUAAGUUAUUAGAAGAAAAAUUUAUCCUCAUAGAUUUUGUAUUGUAGAUACCUUAAAUUGACAUCCUCUUAACACUUAACACUUCCAUGAGAAAGUAUUCAUCUUUCUAAUUCAGAUCAUCUUUAUGGGUCUCUGAAGUAUAUAUAAAAAACACUUCAACUGAUAUAAUUCAUAUUUGCUUUAUAAGUGUGAUAACAAAGAAGCUUAAUGAUACUGCAUCUAAGUUAAUUCAAAGAGAUUUAAGCAGAGUUCAUUAUAUGCAUUUCAAGAGUGCUUUGCAGAAAUGUCUGAAAUAAACUGUAGGACACCUUGGAGAUAUAUAUAUAGAUAUAUAUAUAUAUAUAUAUAUAUAUAUAUAUAUAUAUAUAUAUAUAUAUAUAUAUAAAACUGGCUUAAUAUUCAAAAUAUUGCAGUUCCAUGAAUAACUUUUUUUAAAAAAAUAUAAACUUUGAAUUGUUUUAAUAUAACAUGGUUGAAGAUAGCACCAAUUCAAAAAAAUAUACAUUUUUAUAUUUUCUACAAGCUGAGAAAUCUAACUGAUUCACUCUUUUUAGGGAAAAGUUCAUAUAUUCAGUAUAUUGGAGAAAAAGAAGCAUUAAAAAGGCUUCCUAGUUUUUCUCAUUAGACAUACACAGAUAAAUUGUCAAUUUGAAUUCCUCACUCACAUAACCAGGAUUAACUCCAAUGAAUGCUACAGAAUGAGGAGAAAAUUAUCCACUAAAUGUCCCUUUGAGAAUUGUCCUUUCACUUCAUUAUUUCUUGCCAUUUACAGAAAGAUUUUCAAGAAAACUGCUUGGCUAGGUUUACAUAGAUCUGUUAGCUGAGUAAUGCCUUAACACUGGUUUAACGUAUGUAAAAUAAUAAGAAUUAUCUACUCAGUUUUCUGUAUACUAGCCUGCUCCAGGGAAAUUACAAGUAUAAUGGUGGAUAUCUAGCUUUCUACUGCUCCAGUGAUCUUGUGAUUUUUUUAAAAAUUCACCAGUUUUAUCAAAUCUGUACAAAUUCUAUUGUUUUAUACAAAUACAAAAUAUUAUUGUAAAUCUUAAAGUUAAGAAUAUUUAGGACUUAAAAAUAAGCUUUAUAGUUCCAUGUUUUACCUGAUAGUGUUGAAGACAGAAAGAACUGUUAUUAUGCUCUGUAUCAUAUACAAAGAACAUUUUAGGAUUUUUGCAGACUGUUCUAUUAACAUUAUCUGUUUGAUCUAUUAUUUUAUAAAUGUGUGCCUAAGCAAGAUUGCAAUGUAUUUUUGAAAUUUUUGUUAUGUUAACAAUAGUGUUUUUUUAAAACAACUGGAGAUUAAUGUGGGAGGGAUCAGUGAACCAAUAUUUUAAAAGCACUGUGUUUUUAUGUGUUGUUGUUUGCAUUAAAUUUGAGUAAAAUUAAUUGCACUGCAUUUUUACUUAUAAGACAUUUCUUAAAUGAGUAUACACACUACAUGUAUGUUAAAUGAAAUACACGUAGGAGAGCGAGGGUCUAGAUAAAUUUGGCCUGCAAUAUAAUUUAUCAGACCCCUGCAAUGGAAACUGCAUUUCCUGAUAUAUUUUGCUACCAUGUUUCUCUAAUUCUAAUUUAUAAACAUAAGUUCAAUUAAAUAUUUAUCUGAUAUUGUAUAAAUGUUAUGCAUUCAUAGAGUGCUACAUGGGUUGCCUUCCCUAGUGAUUUUAUAAAACAUUGUGC
This is a messenger RNA of Ahaetulla prasina, 5663 nucleotides long. It is a transcript of the gene ASB2, whose product is annotated as ankyrin repeat and SOCS box containing 2. Gene Ontology annotation, biological process: intracellular signal transduction; protein ubiquitination; ubiquitin-dependent protein catabolic process. Gene Ontology annotation, cellular component: ubiquitin ligase complex. Bases 444 to 2348 code for a protein of 634 amino acids. Gene Ontology annotation, molecular function: protein binding. The record is from RefSeq and is a predicted model, not a curated record. The transcript has 10 exons. NCBI's taxonomy places the organism in Eukaryota, Metazoa, Chordata, Lepidosauria, Squamata, Colubridae.